Pygoscelis adeliae (Adelie penguin) is the source of this 3006-nucleotide messenger RNA. It is a transcript of the gene ZDHHC7, whose product is annotated as zinc finger, DHHC-type containing 7. Gene Ontology annotation, biological process: peptidyl-L-cysteine S-palmitoylation; protein targeting to membrane. The record is from RefSeq and is a predicted model, not a curated record. Gene Ontology annotation, molecular function: protein-cysteine S-palmitoyltransferase activity. Lineage: Eukaryota; Metazoa; Chordata; Aves; Sphenisciformes; Spheniscidae. Gene Ontology annotation, cellular component: endoplasmic reticulum; Golgi apparatus. The transcript is spliced from 8 exons. Bases 131 to 1048 code for a protein of 305 amino acids.
GAUUACAUCAGAUAUGACUAUGUGAAUAGCCUAGGAUAGCCCAAAGGAAGGACAUGAUGUCAGAAUAACGUACCAAACAUUUGUGAGAAUCUUGAUGUCUGUUCUGAUUUAAGGGCAAGGCCAGAAAACCAUGCAGUCAUCAGGGCACAGGUUCCGUGAUGUUGAGCACCACCCGCUUCUUGCUGAAAAUGACAGCUACGAUUCCUCUUCCUCAGAGGCCGACAUGGCAGAGAGGGUUUGGUUCAUCCGAGAUGGCUGUGGUAUGGUCUGUGCUAUAAUGACGUGGCUUCUGGUUGUCUAUGCAGACUUCGUAGUGACUUUUGUCAUGUUGCUGCCUUCCAAAGACUUUUGGUACUCUGUGAUCAACGGUGUUCUCUUUAACUGCUUGGCAGUACUAGCUUUGUCAUCGCAUCUGAGAACUAUGCUAACUGAUCCAGGGGCUGUACCCAAAGGAAAUGCCACUAAAGAAUACAUGGAUAAUUUGCAACUGAAACCAGGAGAAGUGAUCUACAAAUGUCCAAAGUGCUGUAGUAUCAAACCUGAACGUGCACACCAUUGCAGUAUUUGCAAACGAUGUAUUCGAAAGAUGGAUCACCACUGCCCGUGGGUGAAUAAUUGUGUGGGGGAGAAAAAUCAGAGAUUUUUUGUUCUGUUUACGAUGUAUAUAGCCCUAAUUUCAGCUCAUGCGCUCAUACUGUGUGGGUUUCAGUUUUUCUCCUGUGUCCGAGGGCAGUGGACUGAAUGCAGUGACUUCUCCCCACCCGUAACUGUGAUCCUGAUGAUCUUCUUGUGCCUUGAGGGUUUUCUGUUUCUCACUUUCACUGCAGUCAUGUUUGGCACCCAAAUCCACUCAAUAUGCAAUGAUGAAACGGAGAUUGAAAGACUGAAGAGUGAAAAGCCAACAUGGGAGCGAAGACUACGUUGGGAAGGAAUGAAAUCUGUUUUUGGGGGUCAGCCUUCACUCCUAUGGAUCAAUCCUUUUGCAGGAUUUCGAAUCAGGCGACUUCUACUGAGAGCAAAGAAAGGAGGACCUGAGUUUUCUGUUUGAGUCUAAUUAUGCUGGAACUUGCAAGAAUACUAUAUAUUUAUUUGGGGCCAGAGAAGGCUGUCUACAUAUAAUCUGUGACCAGGUGAAACUGAUACCAGACAUUUGCUUGUAGCAAGCAGUUUUAUACGUUUAUCGUCACAGACAUCUCAUUAACUUUCAGAGACACGAACUGGAUCAGUAAUGGUCUUAACAGCAAGAUAACAAAGGAAAAGCACGUGGUCACACUAAAGAAGCCAAAUGUUGUCAUGCUACUGUAAUUUAUUUUAUGAGAUUAUCCAUUUUUGUUAAACCCUUUUUAUUUGAUAAAUGUUUGGGGAAUUACCUGUGUGUUUUUAUAAAAAGCAUAUACUUAGGUGCCGUUGUCAAUCAUAAGGAGGAGCAUUAUGGUGAAAGUUGAUCUCAAGUGAGACCUAGCCUUCUAAAUCCAGUUUUCAGGGAAUAGUGGUUUGUUCGGUUUUAAUUUAUAUUUCAGCUUGUCCUAAUAAACAGAGCUGUACUCUUGUGUCCCACUUCAGGCACACAUUCCUCAUAUGCAAGUGAUUCAAAGGACUGGUGCACACAACAGCAUAACACAUCAGAGGCACUGUUACACCCCUGCCAAACGUCUUCCCAGGCUCACAAAAGCAUGUCUUGUGUUUGGCAGUAUUAAUCUCAUGUGGCAUUUAGGUAAGUUCUAAAUCUUCAGUAAACAACACUUAACUGACGGCUGUGGGCCGGUUUCUGCCCUCAGAUAUGGCAACUCCAAUUCUUAAAGCAUUGAUUCUAGAGGAACUUAAGUGUAGGUGUUGGAGGAUUGUAUCUAGUCCUCUGUGCAGGGGUAAGUGGGAGCAGUGACUGUAUCCUCCUGUGUGAGAUUAAAAUGAAUGUACUGCAGAUUGGAGUUAACUGACUGAAAACAGUUGUCUUUGUAAGGUCUUGCUCUGCCCCUUUUUUAUUGUACAGAUCUUCAAUGUAGAAAGAUCUGCAAUAGAAGGAAUUAUUUUGAAUUUAACCAUUUUCCAACCAAAACUACUUUUAAGAAAUGAGAGCAAUAUAGAUCUAGAACUGCUUUAUGGGGGCCUGAAAAACAACAGUAGUGCUAAGAAAUGUUUAUAAAUCUGCAAGUGAUGAAAUACAAACUGCAAGUAAUGAAAUUCAGCUAAAAGUGGAUUCUUUAAAAAUAAUAUUUAGACUAUUUUUUGUAUUGUUAAUCUGUUCUAUAAAUUACCGACAAUAUAAAGGAUAAAGCAGGAGCCUUGAUGCAUAGCUUGAAAUCGUGCCUAGAAAGUAAAUAGCUCCCUGUUCUGGGACUUGCCUUAAAAUUGUCCUGUUCUUGCUUUUGCUUUGCCAUUAGCACUGAUGAUCUGUCCCACCUCAAGCAGUUCAACCUGCUGAAUAAUCUUGCAUUAUAAAGUUUAUGUACUACAGAAGUUAAUACUUUCUUUUUUCAGCGACCCGCUUCUCCAUUUCUUUGUAACUGUUUGUGGCAUCUGGAUUCCAGCUUCAUCAGGUUUUAUACCAUUGGGUGGGUGAAAUUCCGAAGGGAUCCAUUUAUUCUCUAUGGCCCUGCGAACAAAACUGUGCAAUACUAUGUAAUACGUUCACUUUGCUUGGGGGAGGUGAUGUGUAACAGCGGACAACUUCUAGGUGGACACAUCCAAGGAAAUUGCAGUCAAAUGAACAAAACUCUGUCUCGUGCAACUGAGGGGAAAGUUGGAAGUUCCACAAGAAUCUCUGCGUAUUCAGUUGCACAUCUUAAUGAUUGGGAAAAAAUGUGUCUGGCUUUGUCAUGAGGCUCUUAAUGUGUAUAUUGUUUAAUAAAAUCCUGAUGCAAAUCAGAAAAUAUCACUUCAAGCGGUUGAACCCUGUGACUUAGCAAGUGUGUGCGUGUGUGAAAUCAGGUUUACUUGGCUUUUCAAACCCUUGUUACGUUGUAAUUUUUUUAAUGUAAAAAAAAUAAAGUAAUGAAUUGAAGUCUU